Dreissena polymorpha is the source of this 986-nucleotide messenger RNA. RefSeq lists its product as uncharacterized. NCBI's taxonomy places the organism in Eukaryota, Metazoa, Mollusca, Bivalvia, Myida, Dreissenidae. The transcript has 6 exons. The record is from RefSeq and is a predicted model, not a curated record. The coding region runs from base 210 to 986 and encodes 258 amino acids.
CCCGAUUUCUCGAAAAUUCUUAAGUUAUAAAGAUUAAAUUAAGACUUAAACCCCAUUUAGUGGUUAAGCUAAGUACUGCAACUUAAACCGAUUUCUUAAACGAGUUGAGCGAAGAGUUUAGCUAAGCGAUUUUUAUGCGAUUAUCUUGCCGAUAGUUUUGGGUACAAUCGGUACUCUUCCAAAAGUCGUCUGUUUACAAACAAAACAAAAUGGCCGAAGAAAAAACCAAGAAACGCUGUCAAAAUUGGUCCAAGUCAGAAAAGGCCUUUGCCUUAGAACUGAUCAAAUCCCAGGAAGAGAUUUUUGAGCGAUUUCAAGGGGCAAAUCAAGGCAAGCUGAAGAAGAAGCUGUGCUGGGAGAAAAUCGCCCUGGAUUUGAACGCGUCAGGCGUAUGCUCAGAAAAUCGGGGCGUGGAGGAGAUCAAAACGAUGUUUAAGAACUCUAAGAACAGUGUGCGUAGUAAAGUCGACGAUUCAAGAUCAACUGGCCAUGGAAGGGUGGACUUCUCCAUUGAAGAAGAGAUCGUGGCCGGUAUUCUUCGCGAUCGAAAUCCACACCAACUGGACGGAAUACCGGGGGGUAUGGAAAGCACAUUCGAGAAGGAGAACAGGCCGCCAAAAGAGGGUCAACCGUCCUCUUCAACAGCCACCUGCAGCGUGCAGAAAUACUCCCCACCUGCAGCUGUCACCACGGAGCCAUGUUCCAGUGGCAUAUCAAACGGGAAUGUACUAUACGAGAUACUCUUGGAGUCGGAUGUUUCUACAGGAGUGACACCAGAGAAAAACAGAGGCAAGAAAUCAAUGAAGAAACGGAAGGUUGAUGUGGAGGAAGAGUUAUACGAUCUUGAAAGCCGACGAAUUACCAGCGAGAUUAGAGCCUGGGAGGCAAAGAAGAUUUACUAUGAAAAUAAAAUUGUCCAAGAAAAGGAAAUACAUGAACUCAACAAAAUACUUAUAUUGAAACAAAUAGACAAUUUCUUGCCAUAA